AAUCUCACCGCAUAGGCUAUAACUCGGAAAGUUUGUGUUCGGGGUCUGUUUUUAUUUGAAUGAUAUUUCAUUGAUGGUGGUCUCCUUAUAGUAAGAGUGUACUGGACAGUGUGUCAAAAACCCUUGUGCCAGGACAUACGUGGGCAAACGUUACCGGGUUUCAACACUACAUGUUAACCUGUUUAUUCAGACUGAUAAGAGCUUAAAGCUUACCAAGAGCCUGUGAAACUCUAGACAGUUUCGGCUCACUAAAUAGGGUGCUUGCCAGGGUUUAUUGUACCGCAUGAGAAGCACUGCAGAAUCGAAAGGUUUUUGAGUUUUGAUUUUUCUCAAUAAUUUACUACUUAUAUUAAUAAAAAUAAAACUCAGUAAUAUGUUUAAAUAUAUAUAUAAUGUACGCUGUUAAUUGUAGUUUACGUAACUUUGAGUAUGACUGUGGCAUCAAUCGUUUAAACUUUAUCUAAAUUAAUCACAGCCAAUUAUUUUGUGCACUUUUCAUUGGGUUAAUACAAACAACGUGUUUCCAAUACCAGCUGUUCAGUAUUGGUGUAAUUGCUAACACGGACACUAGCAGAGAAAAUGUGUUUAUCAUGCAUGCAUGAUAAAUCUUUACUUUAUAGUUUUCGGCUCUAUUUAGUUGGUAAUUUAUCAUUGGUUUGCUAGCGUGAGAUAAGCCGGUGACUCUUGUUUUGUUGUUAAUCUUUGGGCAAGUGCUCGUGACUCUGUUCAGAAGCUUAAAUUCAUCAUGUAACGUUCAUCUCAGUGGCAAAAUGAAAGAUACAUUCAAGAAUUUUACCUGGAACCUAAAGUCAGUUUAUGACUUUGGCCCCAACUCUUUAGGAUUCAAAAUCUUUAAGAGAAUUAACUUCUGAAACUUAUCGUAAUCUUAAGAGCAUUAGUGCUGACUGAAUUAGGAGUCUGCUGGGGUUUGGCAUUGCGUAACUGUUGCAAACAAGGACAUUGCAUGUACAUUUUCCGACAGAGGGCAUUUUUUCGUCCUAAAUGACAAGGAAGGAAGGAGUUUAGAAAAAUGCUUGAAUAAAGUUCCUAGAUGUGGCAGCUUUAAAAGUCACCGGUCAGUACUUUUCCAGUGAGGACUGAAGUUUGGCUCGAGUCCUGUUGCUAUUGUCUCGCUGGCUUGCGUCACAAUGGUUCAAGUGGAGCUUUGGAGAGACGCAAGAAAAGGGAGAAUGAGGGAGUAUUUAGAAUCAAUGAAUGAUGUGUGCUCGUGGAUGGCACUGACCCGUUUGCAAAUGUAUGAUGAGUAAAGGGGUUUUCCGGCUUUAUCUUGCGAUGAGUAAACUGUUAAUGUAUUCUAAGGGUGGUAACUGUAGGUUUGUUAUCGACAGAAAGGUUUCUCCCCUCAAGUCAUUUGCUGACCAUUUUGAUGGUACAGACAGUACAUGUUGUUCUUCUCUGCUUGCUGGAUCUGGGAAGAUCUUGUUUUCAAUUUUAAUAGUAAAGUUUGGGGUGUGACGCGCUCACAGACGUCACUGCUGGCUCCGAACUCGAGACUGUCAAAUACGCCAAUUACGCCCCCCCCCCUCAAGGCAAGCGGUGUUUUCGCUCAGGGAAUCUGCGCAUUAAGGCACGCCCCUCAUCUAGGCCACGCCUCUUAGCGGAACGCGACUCUAGACUCCUCCUCCGGACUGUUAAAUAGUUGGAACAGAAGCGUACGGAGUUCAGUAGCGCUUUGUGUCGUUUUGCACUCGGUCUCACAGUGGAAAACUACAGCGAUGACCAUUCAAACGGAGACCGACCUGACCUACUCUAAAACAAGAGGACUAGUCGCUAAUCUCAGUGCGUUUAUGAAACAGAGAAAGAUGGGACUGAACGACUUCAUACAGAAACUUUCCACCAGCUCUUAUGCAUGCAAGCAUCCUGAGGUUCAGUCCAUCUUGAACUUAACACCUCCACAAGAUGCUGAGCUGAUGAAUAGCAACCCUUCCCCACCGCCAAGCCCCUCUCAACAGAUAAACCUCGGUCCCUCUUCCAACCCCACCGCCAAACCUUCAGACUUCGACUUCCUCAAGGUCAUCGGAAAAGGCAGCUUUGGCAAAGUCCUGCUGGCCCGACACCGGAGCGAUGAGCAGUUCUAUGCCGUUAAGGUUCUGCAAAAGAAGGCUAUCCUGAAGAAGAAAGAGGAGAAACACAUCAUGUCCGAGCGAAACGUGUUACUGAAGAAUGUCAAGCAUCCUUUCUUGGUGGGCCUGCAUUACUCCUUCCAGACUGCUGAUAAACUCUACUUCGUACUGGACUACAUCAAUGGCGGAGAGCUGUUUUAUCACUUGCAAAGGGAGAGAUGUUUUCUGGAGCCGCGUGCACGGUUCUACACUGCGGAGAUCGCGAGCGCAUUGGGGUACUUGCACUCGCUGAACAUUGUGUACCGAGACUUGAAGCCUGAGAACAUUCUGUUGGAUUCGCAAGGACACAUCAUCCUCACCGACUUCGGCCUGUGUAAGGAGAACAUAGAACCUAAUGGAACGACAUCUACGUUUUGUGGAACACCGGAGUAUUUGGCACCCGAGGUGUUGCAUAAGCAGCCGUAUGACCGAACGGUGGACUGGUGGUGCUUGGGUGCAGUGCUGUAUGAAAUGUUAUAUGGCCUGCCUCCGUUCUACAGCCGAAACACAGCAGAAAUGUACGAUAAUAUCUUGAACAAGCCGUUGCAGCUCAAACCCAACAUAUCAAAUGCUGCUAGACAUCUGCUGGAGGGUCUGCUGCAGAAAGACCGUACCAAGAGACUGGGCUUCACGGAUGACUUUACUGAGAUCAAGAAUCACAUGUUCUUUUCUCCAAUAAACUGGGAUGACCUGAACGCCAAGAAGCUCACGCCUCCUUUCAACCCUAACGUUACUGGGCCUAAUGACUUGCGGCACUUUGACCCAGAGUUCACUGAUGAACCGGUGCCAAAUUCCAUCGGCUGUUCUCCAGACAGCGCUUUGGUCACAUCCAGCAUCACAGAGGCAACUGAGGCCUUCCUGGGUUUCUCAUACGCUCCCGCCAUGGAUUCCUACCUGUAGCGCCCAUCGACGCAGAAACACAUCUCAUAGACUUAUUAUUACCUGUAGCUCAUUACCAUGGAAACCCUAUCCCAUGGAAUCUCACAUGUAGUGCAUCACUAUGAGAAAGAAAACCCAGUCUCAUUUUAACCCGUCCCCAGGAGGGAGCAUUUGCACAUGGCGUACAGCAGCUCAAAGCACCUUUGUUAAGAAGGCUUGAGUUUUACACGUAUUACAACAAAAGACUCAUCUGCAUCGUCCGCAUCCAACUGCACGAUUUCUUAUCCGCUUUCACAGAAGGUGAAAGAUAGAGGGAGAAGGUUGGUGCUAAUGGACUUUUAUUAUAUAUUUUUGGCCAUCUUACUUUUAUAGAAUUGUUGAUGAGUGCGAGAUAUUUUGGAUGUGUGUGUGUGUGUGUUCAUCUUAACACUCUUGGUUUAAUUUUUCUUUCUAAAUCAUGUGAUCUGGCUCAUCAGUCAGAUAUAAAUAUAGUCGUAAUGACGCUAAAACCACUGAAAUAUAUCAGCAUCUGAUGUUAAUGUGAUUUAUCAGUUAUGCAUCUGGGAUCAAAGUUGCACAUUUAGUUUUUCAUUAACUUUUUAAUUUAAAGAGCACUUCCCUAGUUUUUUUGUUGUUCUUUUGACUUGAGUGGGAGGUGCUUGAGGCGGGAUCUGCUGCUACUGUGUGUAGAUAAGCACCUGGACCAACGAAUCAGACGCCUCUGUCUCACCUUAGUCUUCCAGCCUCCUAGGAUGGACUGAUAUGUUCAAGCAUCAUUCCAUUGAAUAAGACUGUAUUGCUAUUUAAGUUCGUUUGUAUAUUUUAUGUGUAUGUAUUAGUUUUAAUGUAUAUGGAACAAAAAGGUAUGCUUAUAUGUAACAAUAAAUGUACUGUAAAGUUGUAAAAUGUUUCAAUUAUGUGACCUUGUUUGGUUCGCAAUAAAACUUUAUGGUUAUUUUC
This is a messenger RNA of Triplophysa rosa, 3962 nucleotides long. RefSeq names its product serum/glucocorticoid regulated kinase 1 (gene sgk1). Gene Ontology annotation, biological process: protein phosphorylation. Gene Ontology annotation, molecular function: protein serine/threonine kinase activity; ATP binding. Lineage: Eukaryota; Metazoa; Chordata; Actinopteri; Cypriniformes; Nemacheilidae. The transcript is spliced from 10 exons. The record is from RefSeq and is a predicted model, not a curated record. The coding region runs from base 1737 to 3023 and encodes 428 amino acids.